AUGAAACAAACUCAGGUAGGCCUUGCUGACUUGCCUGUGGGGUGUCCCUUCCGCGUUAUAUUGGAAGGGGACGAUCCCAGCGGAGACGAUCCCAGAGGAGACAACCCCACAGCAUACAACCCCACAGCAUACAACCCCACAGGGGACGAUCCCAGAGGAGACGAUCCCAGAGGAGACGAUCCCAGAGGAGACAACCCCACAGGAUACGAUCCCAGCGGAGACGAUCCCAGAGGAGACAACCCCACAGCAUACAACCCCACAGCAUACAACCCCACAGCAUACAACCCCACAGCAUACAACCCCACAGGAGACGAUCCCAGAGGAGACGAUCCCAGAGGAGACGAUCCCAGAGGAGACGAUCCCAGAGGAGACCCCACAGCAUACAACCCCACAGCAUACAACCCCACAGCAUACAACCCCACAGCAUACAACCCCACAACAUACAACCCCACAGCAUACAACCCCACAGGGGACGAUCCCAGAGGAGACGAUCCCAGAGGAGACGAUCCCAGGGGAGCGGACCCCACAGGGGACGAUCCCAGGGGAGACGAUCCCAGCAGAGACAACCCCACAGGAUACAACCCCACAGCAUACAACCCCACAGGGGACGAUCCCAGAGGAGACGAUCCCAGAGGAGACGAUCCCAGAGGAGACGAUCCCAGGCGAUACAACCCCACAGGGGACGAUCCCAGAGGAGACGAUCCCAGCGGAGACAACCCCACAGCAUACAACCCCACAGGAGACGAUCCCAGAGGAGACGAUCCCAGGCGAUACAACCCCACAGGGGACGAUCCUCGGGGAGACGAUCCCAGAGGAGACGAUCCCAGAGGAGACAACCCCACAGGAGACAACCUCACAGGGGACGAUCCCCGGGGAGACGAUCCCAGAGGAGACGAUCCCAGGGGACCCAACCCCACAGGAGACAACCCCACAGGGGACGAUCCCAGGAAAUUCAACAGGGGAGACAACCCCACAGGAGACGAUCCCAGGGGACCCAACCCCACAGGGGACGAUCCCAGAGGAGACGAUCCCAGCAGAGACGAUCCCAGGGGACCCAACCCCACAGGGGACGAUCCCAGGGGAGCGGACCCCACAGCAUACAACCCCACAGCAUACAACCCCACAGGGGACGAUCCCAGAGGAGACGAUCCCCGGGGAGACGAUCCCAGAGGAGACGAUCCCGAUGCUGCGGUGUAUGCACUGCGGGACGUGGUGGUGUUUCCGCAGCCCCCUGUGGGGUGUUGUCCCUUUACUCCUUCUGGGAACAACCCCACAGCAUACAACCCCACAGGAGACGAUCCCAGAGGAGACGAUCCCAGAGGAGACGAUCCCGAUGCCGCGGUGUAUGCGCUGCGGGACGUGGUAGUGUUUCCGCAGCCCCCUGUGGGGUGUUGUCCCUUUACUCCUUCUGGGGUCUGGCCCCCACUCAAUUGGAGACACCCAGCUGUACACCGGUAUGCAGCAGCAGCAGCAGCAGCAGCAGCAGCAGCAGCAGCAGCAGCAGCAGCAGCAGCAGCAGCAGCAGUAGUAGUAGUAGUAGGAGUCGUAGUUGUAGUAGUAGUAGUAGAAGUAAUGGAGGCAGCAGCAACAGCAGAUGCAGCAGAUGCAGCAGCAGCAGAAACAGCUACUGUUGCUGCAGCAACAACAGCAGCAACAGCAGUAGAGACAGCAGCAACAGCAGCAGCAGCAGCAGCAGCAGCAGCUCUUCUGAGUGCAGCAAUAUCUCCUGUGUCUCUAUGCAUGCAGCAACUCCGCUUCCUCCUCCCCCGGCAGCCGCAGCAGCAGCAACAGCAGCAACAGCAGCAGCAACAGCAGCAGCAGCAGCAGCAGCAGCAGCAAGAAGCUGAGUUAUAG
Messenger RNA from Eimeria mitis, 1854 nucleotides. RefSeq lists its product as uncharacterized. The record is from RefSeq and is a predicted model, not a curated record. The coding region runs from base 1 to 1854 and encodes 617 amino acids. NCBI's taxonomy places the organism in Eukaryota, Apicomplexa, Conoidasida, Eucoccidiorida, Eimeriidae. The transcript has 3 exons.